AUGAACGCCUUCAAGGGACACGAGUGGCACAUAAAACCAGGAAAACCGAAGAACGUGAGCGGCGACAUCAUCCUCAUCUCAUGCACGGAGACCAUCAAGGCUCACCAUGACGAGGACGUGGAGGAGCCCCAUCUGCCACACCACCACCACCAGCAGCACGACGACGUAUACGAUAUAAGUGACAUAUACGACUACGAGCACUACAACUUCACGGACGAGCAGUGGGGGAUCGUACGACAACUCAACAUGUACUACGUGCCUCUGUUGAUCGUGGUGGGCUUCGUGGGGAACUUACUCUCCUGUGUGGUCUUCCUUAACACGCGGCUCAGGAUGAGGUCGUCCAGUUACUACCUGGCCGCCCUCGCCAUCGCUGACGUCACCUACUUGUUCAUCUUGUUCUUAGUGUGGCUCGACCUACUGGGCUUCAACACCUUUAACGUCAACGUCAUGUGUCAGUUGGAGAUCUACCUGGGUUCGGUCUCCUCGUCUCUGAGUGUGUGGUUGACGGUGGCCUUCACAGUGGAGAGGUUCAUAGCGGUACAGUACCCCCUCCAGCGACCGACAGUCUGUACGGUACACAGAGCCAAGACCAUUAUCAUGUUACUGUCGGGGUUCAGUGUGACCGUUCAUCUGUACGUCUUCGUUACGGCCGGCGUCAUCGUUCACCAGGAUGAGAGAGAUCCAAAGUGCAACUUGAGAAUGGACUAUCGAGGUCUCAUGAACGUCAUCAACUGGAUAGACACCUUACUAACUCUGGUCAUCCCGUUCAUCAUGAUAGUGGUCAUGAAUACACUGAUAGCACGCCAGCUGAUAAAGUUCUCCCGGAGGUUCAGACACAGAGACGACUUCCUGCACCUACAGGAGGUCAGCGGAGGUCAAGCCAACGGUCACCACAAGCAGGGAAGGACGAGCAGUCAGUCAGGGAGGUCUCCGUGUCCCAGCUCAGGUCGCAGUGUCAACAGAAUCUCGACCAAGCAUCAUGUGAGCCAACCAGCGGCGUCCUCCUCCUCCUCCACCACCAAGAACAACAACAACCUCAAGAUGGCCAUGCCCUUCACCUCCUCUGCCGCCACAGUUCUACCGUACCCGUCUAAGAACCCCCGGAGCAUCCUGUCGACAAGAACCCAGUACUCCAUCACCAAGAUGCUGCUCCUCAUCUCCACCGUCUUCAUACUCCUUAACCUGCCCAGUCACGUGAUCCGGGUACACGCGUUCCUCACCAGCCUGUGGGGGAACGACCUCGACAGCGACGAGGUCACCAUGUGGAACCUUCAGCAGUUGUUCAUGCAGCUGCAGUACACCCACUUUAGCAUCAACUUCGUCUUCUACUCCACCUGCGGCGCCACCUUCAGGAAAUGCCUAUUUCAGCUCCUGCCCAUGAGACUUCGAACCUGUUGCUGUAGGAAGAGUACCAAUUCUCAGAGGUACCAGUAACCGGGAGUUCUUACCGGGGUACUAGUAGGUGAGAACUCUUACGGAGGAGGUACUGGUAAUGGGGUGCUCUUGAUAAAGUUCUUGAUGGUGAUCCUCAGGAAAUAUUUUUUUUUAUUACUCGUGUCCACGAAGUUUUAUACCUCAGGGGGACAAUGGCGCUGGUGAAGUUACCGGGAUAUUGGAGACGCGAGGAGAUACUGGUAGCCGGGAUCCUGGUACUGGUGGCCACCUUCAGGUAGUGUGUUAAAAGAUGUAGGACUUGAUGCUACUUACGUGUGAGGGUCAGUGGAGGAGGUGCUAAAACUGAAGCCAUUGAACAGUUCAGUGACCGCGGCCCUUAUUGACAGAAGUACCAAUAACCAGGGUCCUGACAAAAGCACCAGUUACCAGGGCCCUGACAGAGGUACCAGUAGUCAGGGCUAUGACAAAGGUACCAAUAACCAGGAUCCUGACAAAUGUACCAGUAACCAUGGCCAUGACAGAUACCAAUAACCAUGGCCCUGACAGAUACCAAUAACCAGGGCCCUGACAGAUACCAAUAACCAGGGCCCUGACAGAAGUACCAGUAACCAGGAACCCAUAAAAGAUGACCCAAAAGUGUGAGUACGUGUUUGUGGCGUGAGCAAGACUUAAGACAGCGUGUCAGAGGAAAAGACGACACUAACAAGGUGAAAUUGGACGCUCCUUCAGUGCAAGAGGUUGGCGAUGUCCUUGUGGUGUUUACACAGCUCCUCGAUUCCUGCUCAAUGAGGCGACAAGGACGAUCAACACAACAAAGCUCUCUGUCUCUUUCUCUCUUUUACCACAACGCUGAUCUAUCCGAACACGUCAACGGUGAGACGAUAAACACACUAAAAAAAAAAAAAAAACAGAAAAAAAAAUGUCUCACGAUCGACAUUUUUUGUAAUCACUUGAUAUCAUGUCUUAUGUCUUCCUGGGGGGAGUUGUCGAGUGUCUUUUGGUAGAAUAUUUAUGUCUUCUUGUAUAUAUUUGUAAUGUAAAAGUGUUGAUGCGUUGUAUUCCUGGGCUGAAUUUUGUACUGUACCGCCGGACAAUCAGACACGUCCAUAAAUUAUAUCGUCUUGUGGUGUCUGUUAAAAAGUCGACCAAUUCGCGUCUUCACAUCUCCCUCUCUCUCUCUCCAUCUUGACAAUGAACCACAGAGGGAAAAAAAACAAAAACAAGAGAUGCCCAAAAUAAAAGAUUAAAAAAAAAAAAGAAGAAAGUACAAUUAGCAUUAGGAAGAACAAGAAAAACAUACAUACGAAAAGUAACAGAUAUUUUUAAGUUAUUUACCCGACUGUUAAGGACAGAGGAGAAGUUAGAGGUGUGUAUUGAAAUCUUAACAGGAGAGAUCGUUGGGAUAAGAGUUAGGUGUACCCGCGUUCGAU
Molecule: messenger RNA, 2825 nt
Organism: Homarus americanus (American lobster)
Lineage: Eukaryota; Metazoa; Arthropoda; Malacostraca; Decapoda; Nephropidae
Product: thyrotropin-releasing hormone receptor-like
Exons: 9
Coding region: 1-1434 (477 amino acids)
Biological process (GO): G protein-coupled receptor signaling pathway
Cellular component (GO): plasma membrane
Molecular function (GO): G protein-coupled receptor activity
Source: RefSeq, a predicted model, not a curated record